AUGGAAAUAAAUAAAUUGCAUCAUCAAGAGUCAAAGUCAUUAUCGUCUCAUUCAUCGAUCGAGGUUACAACUACGGUGAAUCACUCGGUAGUCAACGAUCUGAUUACUGAUGAAUAUCAGCAAGAAACUCAUUCUAUAUCAGAUACAUCUCCUUUGCAACUACAUUCAUUAUUACCAUCUCAUCAUGCAUUUCGUUUUAUUUCAUUAUCUGCACAAGUUUUUUUAUAUUAUCUAACUUGUGGCUACUUACUAGAACUUCUAUUCACAUUGGAAGGCUUCAAAUAUACAUCUUGGUUUCUAGCAUGUUAUCAAUUUUGUAUUUAUAGUAUUCUUUCAUUUAUUCAAAUUGGUUUUACUGGAUUAAGUCAACGAAAAGCAAGUUAUCGAUCUUAUCUAAUUCUUGCCAUACUCACUGUAGGUUCUAUGGGUUUAUCAAUUCAUUCAGUUGGUUAUUUGAAUUAUCCUACACAAUUAAUGUUUAAAUGUUGUAAAUUAAUACCGGUACUUAUUGGUGGUAUUAUUAUUCAAAAAAAAAGAUUUAAUCGUUAUGAUGUUGCUGCUACUUUUUGUAUGUCAAUUGGAUUAAUAUUUUUUACUCUAGCUGAUUCAAAAGUUGGACUAAAUUUUAAUGCAUACGGUGUAAUUAUUGUUUGUUUGGCUCUUGUUGCUGAUGCUAUUAUUGGUAAUUAUCAAGAAAAAGUUAUGAAAACAUAUCAUGUAUCAAAUGUUGAAUUAAUAUUUUAUAGUUUUACAUUUGGUUUUCUUCUCAUUUUACUUGGCUUAUUAGUAACAAAUAAUUUAUUUUCAAGCAUCGCUUUUUGGAAUAAGCAUCCUCUUUCAACUUAUGGUUAUGCUUUAAUACUUUCUAUCUUUGGUUAUUUGGGUAUCGAUGUUGUUUUAAAUUUGAUUAAAGAAUAUGGUGCAUUAAUUUGUGUUACUGUGACAACAUGUCGAAAAGCUAUAACAAUCAUAUUAUCAUUUACACUUUUUUCAAAACCAUUUGUUAUCGAUUAUGUCUGGUCCGGUUUAAUUGUUGUUCUUGGUAUUUAUCUUAAUGUUUAUAGUCGAAAUCAAAUAGCAUUUAAUAGUAAAAUAUCAUCGUAUACUAAUCGUUUAUUAAGUUUAUUUCGGUAA
Molecule: messenger RNA, 1134 nt
Organism: Rotaria sordida
Lineage: Eukaryota; Metazoa; Rotifera; Eurotatoria; Philodinida; Philodinidae
Source: the annotation of a GenBank genome assembly